AACCAAUGUGACGCGGCCCCUUUAAGAGCCAGUCUUCCAGCAGUGGGGAGCAGACUGCAGCAGCAGCAGCAGCAGACCCUCAUCAUCCUCCGUGCCGCUCACUCACCUGACAGCACAGCAGCGUGGCAGACCGAGCCUGACAGGACGGAACCAGACCCGCUGCCUCACAUUCCGCUGGAGGAGGAAUGGGGGGCACAGAGCCCACCUGCUAGCCAAAAUAAGAGUCCUUAGACGCGGAGAAAGCUCUCGUCUUUGCCAUCCAGCAGCAGCAGCAGCAGCAUGGUAUCCUGGAUUAUUUCGAGGGUAGUGGUCCUCGCCUUUGGGACGCUCUACCCUGCAUACUCCUCCUAUAAGGCCGUCAAAACGAAGAAUGUGAAGGAAUAUGUAAAAUGGAUGAUGUACUGGAUAGUAUUUGCACUGUUUAGCACAGCAGAGACGGCCACAGAUCUGCUUCUGUCAUGGUUUCCCUUUUACUUUGAACUAAAGAUAGCCUUUGUGAUUUGGCUCCUGUCCCCCUACACCAAGGGCUCCAGCGUUCUUUACCGCAAGUUUGUCCACCCAACCCUCUCCAACAAAGAGAAGGAAAUCGAUGAAUACAUCGCCCAGGCCAAAGAUAGGAGUUAUGAGACCAUGAUGAAGUUUGGAAAACGGGGUCUCAACCUCGCAGCUACUGCUGCCGUCACUGCAGCUACCAAGGGGCAGGGUGUGCUUUCUGACAAGCUGCGCAGCUUCAGCAUGCAGGACCUGACUCUGAUCAACACGGAGGAUGAGCUGGAUCUGCACACGUCGGAGGUUCGGAUGAGACGGGACCACAUGGACGAGAUGAGCUCGGGGGCCAGCACGCUGCCUCGAGCAAGGAGUUCUUCUGCACGCCAGACCCGCUCCUCAGCAGCACUUGCUGAUGACGCUUCAUCCCAACACAGCUCUGACCAGUCAGACACUCGGACUGAACACUCGGACGAUGAUCUUGGGGACAAAGGCCCUAAACGCAGCGUCAGCACCACAAAGACAACCAAAAAGGCAGCGACUGUGAAGACAGAGCCUCAAAUCAAGACAGUGAAAAAGGUCACAAAGAAAAAGACCACUACUAACAACGCAGAGACGCCUCCAUGACUCCUGCUAUCCUCAUCCUCUGGACCCCACCUCCACCUCCAACCACAGCCUGCUACGCCUCCCUCUGUUGGGCCUCCACAAACACAUUUGCUUCAUAUAUCAGGAACCGAAUCCGUCACUGCUACUAGUUUUUAGAGCAAAGUACAGGUGGCGUUUUUAAGUUUUAAGGAAAGCUUUGGUUCAACAGUCUGGUUGCAUAUUUCGGGUCACCCUUUAGGGUCAGUUUGGAUUUGAUUUCACUGCUAAAGCUGUUUUCUAAAACUGUUUAAGUUGGAUAGCAAUCUGCUCACAAGUACUUCUCCACACUGAGGUGGAAUAUGUGUUCCCAAUUGGGAUGUGUUGUUUUGGAUUUAGGCUGUCUUUAUUUAUAGCAUAUUUAGAUAAUCCAGUUUUUGCUUCUAGUGUCUGGAUUGUCGAUGAAGAAAACUUUUUCACAUUCUUUGCAUAGUUAUCUGGACUCACAGCAUUAGACAUGCUCAGUAAGCUCUAUGUUUACAGGACAGUCCUGCUAAGCAAAAUGUCAGGAGUAAUCAGUCAAAACUAGGUUAUGAUAUCACCUUCAACGUUUUUAUCAGCAGCCUUUACUUCCCACUAAAAGACAGCUGGCUGCAGUCGUGAGGUCUUUUAGUCCUUAAAGUGUUUCUCCUGUUGAAUUAUGCACUCCUUUUAUUCUAUCUCCUUUUAUCUCUGGACCCUUACAUACAUUAUUUGAGGUGUUUACACGCCUCUGAGGGAGCCUGGCUCGGAUAUGUUCAGAUCUCACUGCGAAUUUCAUCUUAAAAUGACCUUAGAUUAUUUUUUUCAGACUCCUUUACUUUGUUUUUAUCUUUCAGUCCCAUUUUAGUAAAUGAUUCCCCUGAUCUUUGUCACCUGUGUGUGUUUACCAUCACCACAGCGAUGGCUGGUUUUUACCAUUCAAUGCUUCAAUAUAGAGAGAAAUUCUGCACUUUCUCUUCACCCUCUUACCCAGAUGUACAUGGAGGCACAUCCCUGCACCCUGCUGUCAAAUUAAGACAAACACAGCAGGAUCUUUUUUUUAUUUUUUAUCCAGGUUUUGGAAGGCCAGCUGUGGACAGUCAGGUUUUAUCAAGCCCAACAAAGGCCUGGUUUCCACUGGAUGCUGUAAAGCAGGUUUUAUGUUUACACUGGAUGUAACCAGUAGGGGGAGACAAACUCCACAUUAAACUAGAAACAUCAAUAUCUGGCUGUACAUAGACCAUGAGCUUACUUCUCUUAUCCUUGUUGCUUGGGUUCCCUCUCCUUCACUACUGGGCCUUGAUAAAUCAGCUGCACUGAGAGC
Messenger RNA from Cyprinodon tularosa, 2413 nucleotides. RefSeq names its product receptor accessory protein 2 (gene reep2). Gene Ontology annotation, biological process: endoplasmic reticulum tubular network organization. Gene Ontology annotation, molecular function: microtubule binding; taste receptor binding. The record is from RefSeq and is a predicted model, not a curated record. Lineage: Eukaryota; Metazoa; Chordata; Actinopteri; Cyprinodontiformes; Cyprinodontidae. Gene Ontology annotation, cellular component: endoplasmic reticulum tubular network; endoplasmic reticulum membrane; cytoplasmic microtubule. Bases 280 to 1113 code for a protein of 277 amino acids. The transcript is spliced from 8 exons.